Molecule: messenger RNA, 7046 nt
Organism: Stomoxys calcitrans (stable fly)
Lineage: Eukaryota; Metazoa; Arthropoda; Insecta; Diptera; Muscidae
Gene: Pdk
Product: pyruvate dehydrogenase (acetyl-transferring) kinase, mitochondrial
Exons: 6
Coding region: 1118-2368 (416 amino acids)
Biological process (GO): regulation of glucose metabolic process; protein phosphorylation
Cellular component (GO): mitochondrion
Molecular function (GO): pyruvate dehydrogenase (acetyl-transferring) kinase activity
Source: RefSeq, a predicted model, not a curated record
ACAAAAUCAGCUGGGCAAGUGACGUUCAUAAAUUUACUUGGUAUCUUCUCGCAAAGUGGCUUUUCACAUUUAAUAAAAACGUUGCGAAGAUACGGACCAGAAUACGGAAAGAUCUUAUAGAGGAAGAAUACGGGCGACGGAAAGUAAAGAUGAUGAAAUAUUAGGGAUUCUGGGACUCAUUUUUAUAAGGAUUAACAAGAAAAUUUAUGUUUAAUUAUACUCAAAAAUUCAAUAAACAAAAAACACGUUCGACACGCCGCGCGCUUAUUACCAUUCUAAGGUGAAGUGAAGGUGGAGUGGUUCUUAUUGUGAUACAAAAACAAAAUAUAAAAGAAAUAUCCAAAUGCCUAUAUGAGAGUGUGAAAAAAAUUACAUAGUGCGAUUAAUUGUUAGAUAAGUGACAAGUAUUUAGAAGAAGCAGCAUCUAAACAAAGAAAUUAGAGCAGUUUGCAAUUCAAUGCUUUAUCAUAGCAUCUUUCGGAUUCGCAUAAACAUUCAAACCCAAGACUCAGGCCCCCACAACAAAGGGCUAUUGGCAAUUGUUUAACAGCUGUUUUGCCAAAGUAGAAAAAAAGGCAACAUCACCCGCUCCCAAAAAAACCAAACAAAACAUUUUAGCAAAUACUCUUUGGCCAUAGAAUUAAGGCAAUGCUAACGGAAUAACGAAUUUAACAACAAUAUAAACUCACGAAACAACGAGAAGGUCAUAUAAAAUUCUCAAUCUCCCCCCUCAAUCGUUGCUGCCGUCUUAAAUUGGUCUACGUGACGUGAGAAUUCACAUCAGUUUGGUUUACUUGCUCACUUCACUCUUCUUGUUGCCGCUCUUGUAUUUGUGCUCUCCACCACCGCCGGCUUUGCCUUUAAAUACAUGCAUCUAGUAAACACCCCACUACAGCAACAACAACACCAACAACAUCAUCAUCAUCUGUAACAUACGGGAAGAAUUUAAUUUUUUUUUUACAAUUACAAAUCGUGUUCUGUGGGCAGUAGUGGUGUAGUGGAGGAGGAGGAGCAGCAGCAGCCGCAGUUACAUUGUUGUUAAUUACCAAGCUUUGGGUUCUGGUUUCUUAAUUUAUUCGACAGGCUACAAAACUAAACAAAACAAAAAAUCGCCAAAAUGCGGCUGUUUCCGGUGCGAUUUUCGAGUAGCAUACCGAAAAUGAUUGAUUUCUAUUCGCAAUUUAAUCCAUCGCCUCUCUCCAUAAAACAAUUUAUUGAUUUCGGUCAAAAUGCCUGCGAAAAGAAAUCUUAUAUUUUUCUGCGCAAGGAACUUCCAGUGCGUUUGGCCAAUAUCAUGAAGGAGAUUGCUCUGUUGCCCGAUAACCUAUUGCACACACAUUCAGUGAAUCAAGUCAACUCAUGGUAUGUGAAGAGUUUCGAAGAAGUCUUGGAAUAUGAAAAGGCUGAUCCCACGCAUGAUAAUCUAAAAUCAUUCUGCAGUGCCUUGGAGCACAUACGAAAUCGUCAUAGUGAUGUGGUUCAAACCAUGGCUCAGGGUGUCCUUGAAAUGAAGGCUAUCGAAAAUGGCAAUGUGGACUCAUCGAUGGAAACCUCAGUACAAUAUUUUCUGGAUCGCCUUUAUAUGUCACGUAUUAGCAUACGCAUGUUAAUCAAUCAGCACACAAUACUAUUUGGUCAAUCAGCAGAAAGUCAAGGACGUCAUGUUGGUUGCUUAGAUCCUGCCUGUAAACUCUCCGAUGUUGUGCAUGAUGCCUACGAGAAUGCCCGUUUUCUAUGUGACCAAUACUAUUUGGUUAGUCCAGAAUUGGAAAUCGAAGAACACAAUAGAAUGCCCGGUGAAUCGUUACCCAUACGCACAGUGUAUGUUCCCUCACAUCUGUAUCAUAUGCUCUUUGAGCUCUUCAAAAAUUCUAUGCGUGCUGUUGUGGAACAUCAUGAUCAGGAUGAAUGUGAUAAAUUGCCCCCCAUUAAAGUUGUGAUUGUGCGUGGCAAAGAAGAUAUUUGUGUAAAGAUCUCAGAUCAAGGUGGCGGCAUUGCUCGCUCACAAACCGAUCAAUUGUUUAAGUAUAUGUAUAGUACGGCUCCCCAGCCCUCCAAAUCGGAUUUGCACACUGUACCUUUGGCUGGCUAUGGGUAUGGUCUGCCUAUAUCACGUUUGUAUGCUCGCUAUUUCCAUGGUGAUAUUGUGCUAUUGUCAUGUGAAGGUUAUGGCACUGAUGCCAUUAUUUAUUUGAAGGCUUUAUCCGAUGAGGCUAAUGAAUUGCUACCCAUCUUCAAUAAGACAAGUUCGAAAUUCUAUAGGGCCACUGUACCGACUGGCGACUGGUCGAAUCAGGUAAAACAUUCUAAAAAGAAACGAGACAAAACAAAUGACGAGAAACAAGACAUUGUACAUGCCUCCAACUGACAUUUGUAGUAGUAUGCGAGACACAUGGUGGGGCCAAAAACACUACUCCACCAAUACACACACACACAAACACACGUUCAACAAACGAAGAAUAUAUGUGACAACAAUUAAUUGGCAAAUUUCCUUUUCAUAUAAACUGUAUACAAAAUUGCUCACAAAGUGUGUUGUGGUUGUUGGUUGACUCCCAGAAAUCAAAAUUCAAAUUCAUCACUGUUUUCAGAUGCAAAAAACUUCAUUGUUUUGUAAUAGCUCAAUAUUUGUUUUUAUUUUAUCCUUUUUUGUGUUUCAUGAGUUCUAUAAUGAUUUGUAUUUUAAAACUUUAAUUACUAGAAUGGUUUCUUAAGCAAACAAAAGGCGUAUAUUGUUACUCUUACUCUUAUAUGUGUAGAUAAUUUGUUUUUUUUAUACCCUCCACCAUAUGAUGGGCGUAUACUAAUUUCGUCAUUCUGUUUGUAACACCUCGAAAUAUGUGUCUGAGAUCCCAUAAAGUACAUAUAUUCUUGAUCGUCAUGUCAUUUUAAGUCGAUCUAGCCAUGUCUGUCCGUCUGUUCGUCCGUCGAUUUGUCCUUCGAAAGCACGCUAACUUUCGAAGGAGUAAAGCUAAGCGCUUGUCAUUUUGCACAAAUACUUUUUAUUAGUGUAGGUCGGUUGGGAUUGUAAAUAUGCCAAAUCGGUCCAUGUUUUGAUAUAUAGCUGCCAUUUAAACCGAUCUUGGGUUUUGACUUCUUAAGCCUCUAGAGGGCGCAAUUCUCGUCCGAUUUUACUAAAAUUUUGCACGUGGUAUCACUUCCAAACCACUACGCUCUAAGUAUGGUUCAAAUCGGUCCAUGUAUUGAUGCAGCUGUCAUAUAAACCGAUCUUGGGUUUUGACUUCUUGAGCCUCUAGAGGGCGCAAUUCUCAUCCUCAAUUCUCAUUUGGCUGAAAUUUUGUAUGAGGGGUUUUGUUAUGACUUCCAAUAACUGUGCUAAGUAUGGCGCAAAUCGAUACAUAACCUGAUAUAGCUGCCAUAUAAACUGAUCUGGGAUCUUGACUUCUUGAGCCAAUAGAGCGCCGAAUUCUCAUCCGAUUUGGCUGAAAUUUUGCACGUGAUGUUUUGGCAUCACUUCCAACCACUGCGCUAAGUAUGUUUCAAAUCGGUCCAUGUUUUGAUAUAGCUGCCAUAUAAACCGAUCAGGGAUCUUGACUUCUUGAGCCUCUAGAGGGUGCAAUCCUCGUCCGAUUUGACUGAAUUUUUGAACGUGGUGUUUUGUUAUCACGUCCAACAACUGUGUGGAAGUAUGGUUCAAAUCGGUCCAUGUUUUGAUGUAGCUGCCAUAUAAACCGAUCUUGGAUCUUGACUUCUUGAGCCUCUAGGGGGCGCAAUUCUCGUCCGAUUUGUUUGAAAUUUUGCACGUAGUGUUUUGUUAUCAAUUCCAACAACUGUUUAAGAAAGAUUCAAAUCGAUUGGUAUUACUUCCAACAACUGUGCUAAUUAUGGUUCAAAUCGGUUCAUGUUUUGAUGUAGCUGCCAUAUAAACCGAUCUUGGAUCUUGACUUCUUGAGCCUCUAGAGGGCGCAAUUCUCAUCUGAUUUGGCUGAAAUUUUGCAUGAGUUUUGUUAUGACUUCCAAUUACUGUGCUAAGUAUGUUUCAAAUCGGUCCACGUUUUGAUAUAGCUGCCAUAUAAAUCAAUCUUGGGUCUUGACUUCUUGAGCCUCUAGAGGGCGCAAUUCUCGUCCGAUUUGACUGAAAUUUUGAACCUAGUGUUUUGGUAUCACUUCCAACAACUGUGCUAAGAAUGUCGCAAAUCGGUACAUAACCUGAUAUAGCUUCCAUAUAAACCGAUCUGGGAUCUUGACUUCUUGAAUCUCUAGAAGGCGCAAUUCUCAUCCGAUUUGGCAGAAAUUUUGUACAACCUCUUCUCUCAAGCCCUUCAACAUACGUGUCUAAUAUGGUCAGAAUCGAUCAAUAGCUUAAUACAGCUCCCAUAUAAACCGAUCUCCCGAUUUUGCUUCUUGAGCCCCUACAAGGCGCAAUUCUUAUCCGAAUGAACUGAAAUAUUACACAAUGACUUCUACAAUGUUUAGCAUUCAUUUAUGGUCCCAAUUGGACUAUACCUUGAUAUAGCUCCAAUAGCAUAACAAUUCUUUUUCAAUAUUCUUUGUUUGCCUAAAAAGUGAUGCUGCGCCCAGAACUCGACAAAUGCUAUCCAUGGUGGAGGGUAUAUAAGAUUCGGCCCUGCCGAACUUAGCACGUUCUUACUUGUUUUAGAUUUUUUCUAAUAACAUAGUACUAAGACUUUUGUUAGCUAUAUGUUUUUGUUUGGUAUGUUUUUCUGAAUUAUCUUACCAAGAUUAGAAAUGGUUUUUUGAAAUUUAUUGUAAAAAUUUUAGUAUGUUUAGAAAUGAACAUCAAUUAUUGAAAAUUUAUAAAAAAAUAUUUAUUUUUUAAUUUAGGCUAACAUUCCAAAAUUGUUUAUAUCGAAAUUUCUUUAAUUGAUUAGCUAACUAGUACAUAGAAAAUGUGUAUUUCUAACCUACGGGAAAUGUGUAGUCAAUUGCCCCAAAUAUACCCGUCCUUAAUUGGAGAAUUAGUUGUUACCUGUCACAGGACAUAUCCUACAGAGCAAGGCGUAUUUAUUAAAGUGGACGCAUCGGCGAAUUGCUACAACAAAGCAUCUUUUUUGGAAACUUGAUAUGUCAAAAUUUAUAAGCAAGGAGAAUAAAAUUCGCCUUCUCUCCAAAGAGGUGUCGCUCUGCGGCACGCCUUUCGGACUCGGCUAUAAAAAGGAGGCCCCUUAUCAUUGAGCUUAAACUUGAAUCGGACGGCACUCAUUGAUAUGUGAGAAGUUUGCCCCUGUUCCUUAGGGAAAUGUUCAUGGGCAAAAUUUGCAGGUGCAGGAUUGUGGCUAUCUUCAGGCGCAUAGUCCUUUUACCAUUCCUGACUAAUAUAUUGGGUUGCCCAAAAAGUAAUUGCGGAUUUUUCAUAUAGUCGGCGUUGACAAAUUUUUUCACAGCUUGUGACCCUGUAAUUGCAUUCUUUCUUCUGUCAGUUAUCAGCUGUAACUUUUAGCUUGCUUUAGAAAAAAAGUCUAAAAAAAGUAUAUUUGAUUAAAGUUCAUUCUAAGUUUUAUUAAAAAUGCAUUUUCUUUUUUUUUAAAAAUCCGCAAUUACUUUUUGGGCAACCCAAUAGCUUUAAAUGGCAGAUUGUAGGGAACUCUCCAACCCGCCUUACCGCCGUUUUGUCAUGCAUUUUGGCUUCUUCUUCAUUCUAGUGUCUUACAUUGUACUGACGUAAAUUUUAGAUGUGUUCUUUUGCCCUUUUUUAAACUAUUUGGGGGCUACUCAAUGGACCUAAGUUCGAUGAGUGAAGCUUUCAGAGAUUGAGGUUGUUAGACGCGUGCUGCCAAUAUUACCUAAGUUUAAGAACCAUAACAGCAACAAACAAAAAUCAAUUAAAAAAAUAUUUUUUUAAUUAAAACUUUAAAAAAAAAAAUUUUUUUUUUAAAGUUUAUAUUUUGUAAGGCGCAUUAAAAAAAUUAAUUGACGUAUCAAAUUCUAUCAGCUGGGUUGAUGCGGCCACCUGAUUAAUACGUCUUGCUACAGAGAAUGAAAAUUUUCAAUUGUCAUAACUUAUGAUUCUUAAUUAGAUUUUAAAAAGUCGCUUAAUUUUGUUGUUAAAAAUUGCUUAUCCGUUAAAUAUAUUUGCUAACUAAUGUUAUGUCCCUGAAAAAAAUACUUGCAAAGUAUACUCAUCCUUUGCGAAGUGUCCCAGGACCUAUCCUACGGUGUUAGAAUGGUGGCAGUUCGUCACCUCGAGCGACAAACCUUUAUAAAAGCGAUGGGUUUUUUUUUCAUGUUAGGGGACGAGAACUGCGACGGGUCCCUAUCACCAGAGGACCUAUCUCGUGAUAGGUUUGGGACCUAUCCCUUGACAGGUUUGGGACCUGUCCCAUUUCCCGUAGGGUAUGGACGCAUGUUUUUGUUUUUUUUUUUUUUUUUUUUGAUUAUUUUGUGAGCAACUGUUGCAAAGUUCCGUUUGUACUCUUUGUAGUAUGUCUGUGUAUUUAUGCAAAAAUUUAGUUUUUUUUUAUUAAUUAAUUUGCAUAUUUUAUUGUUUUAAUGCCACUACUCAAACUCACAUUAAUGGUUGAAUGCUUUACCAUCUUACCACUUACCACCUGCCACCUGUCUUAUCUAACUACCACUUAGACCCUAAAAGUUAUGAUAGACCUCCCCUCCCCUACUGUAUAUCCUGUAUUCAAAGUUAAUAUGCUCUGGCAAGAUGAACGAAGUUUUUAGUGCAUUAUUUACAUUAAUAAGUUAUAUUUGAAUAUAGUGAUGCUAAAUGUAAAAUAUGUAUUAAUAAUUGAGAACGUAAAUUGUUAUUUACUUUUUAGUAAAUAUAAAAAGAAAAUAAAUCAUAAACCCCUAAUAUUGUUGAAAACUAAAAAAAGGCCAAAUAUGUUUUUUUUUUUUUAAUUUUGUUAUCAUUUUGGUAUGGUAUCCACACCUGUGUUUUGAAAUCAUUUCUCCCCUUUAUCUUUCACCGACCGCUGGCUGUUCGUUAGUUUGGUCUUGGUCAUCCUGUUGCUGGUUGUGGUCCUCAUGCUUUUUGUUAUGGUUAUCACACUCCUCUGCAUUUUUCUGUUUCCCCAUAAAAUUUUCUUUUUAAUACUCUCUCUCUCCCACUCUCUCUC